AAUGUUUCCGUAUACAGUGUGCCGCAACUGAUGGAUUUUCAAAAACAGGAAGGAACAAUGGUGGAAUUGGCUUGCGAUGGUGAUAGGAUUUCAUUCACCUGGAAAAUAACAUACGGAGUCACCGGAUAUUCUUUGCUUGUAAGAAACGCAAAAGAUCGGAAUCCUCUUGUCAUCCACGAAAAGUUUUCUGCUGGUGACAGCCGUUAUGAAGUAAAUAUGAAUGAGCGAUUACGAUAUGGUCAGAUAUGUGAAGUUAAAUUACAAACUUAUGGACCUGGCGAAGAAUUCCAAGAAUCGGACUGGAAUGCCUUCGUGAUAGGUGGAGCGACGGUUGCGGUCAAUCCAACGGCAGAGAUAAACAUUAUGAACCCGCGGCGUAGUGCAAUUGUGAAUUGGGAUGAACCACAGGAGAAGCCGGAUUACUAUGAAGUCGUGGCUAUACCAAAUAUAGGAAAAGCUAGAAAACAAACUUGUCCCUUUUCUCCUGUAAUCAUGAAGAGAUUAAAAAGCGACUCAAAAUAUCAAUUUCUAGUACAUGCCAUUCAUAAGGAAAACAACAACCCGCAGAGUACCAUCGGAUGCAAAACAAAUACCAUAACAACCCAUUCAAAAAAAAAUACACCCGGAAAAUUUGCAAACUUUGCCGAUAUAGGACGACAAUCCGUAUUCAAUUUCAAGCAUGCACAAUUUGCUAAUCACAGUCAAACCAUAAAAAUCAAAGGUCAAAAUAUGAUCAAAGCACAUAAUACAGAAAUGAUGAUGAUAACUGACGAAAUAGUUGGUGAGCAAGCAACUAUAAUAUGGGAUAACCCAGACAACUGCGAUGAGUCAGGAGACUUUGAAAUACUUCAAUAUAAUGUUGAUGUUCGAGAAGCUGGAUAUAUGAUGUUUUCUAUGCCAUUCUUGGAGAAUACACAAACACACACGUUUCCAAUCAAUUUGGGAAAAUGUUACACAGUUAACAUUAAAACAACUUACGAAGAUAUCGAUGCAGAAACAACUGAGCACUCUUACGUCAAAGAAAAUUUUUAUUCGAGACCAACAAAGCCGACAAUUGAAGUAAUUGAAGAUAAAAAAAAACGUUCAUGUCAAGUGGUCUCAAUCCAUGGGAGCUGUUGAACAUUACCACGUUCAUGUAUUUGACGAAUUCCACAAACAAAAUCUACCAACUGGAUGUAAACAAGGAGGGAACAAUUUCAACAAAACAAAAUUUGAGAUUGAUUAUUUUCUUAGUGGUAGAUAUUACAAUUUUGAGGUGACGGCCACAGGGAAAGGCAACAGAAUCACGACAAACAGUGUAAAACAACUGAUAGGUGGACGACUGGUGCCAAAGAUGGCUAUGGCAAAACUAAGUGCCACCAAUGCAUUUGCAGCAGAUAUUGAAUGGGAACAGCCAGAUGAACCUCCAAUCGGAUAUAAAAUAGCGGAGGUCAAUGAUUCGGAUAUAGUCGAGGAAAAUAAUCAAAAUAUUACUCAGUGUACUUUCACUGGACUAAAAAAAGGAAGCCGAUACUGUUUCAAAGUCAUGUCUAUAUACGCAGAUGGUGUUGGGGGUGAAUGCCGCACGAACGAGAUAUACACAGAUACAAGGUCAGCUUUAUUGGAAAACGUACGGAUAGCAUUAGAUGAAAUGCAUCCUGACACCACAAUAUGUGCAUCAUGGAAACGAGUAUUUGAUGCUUUAGAAUACAGAAUUCGAGUUGCAUCUUUUAAAUCUGUUCUGGAACAAGUUACAAACGAACCUCAAAUUGUCAUAACAUCUCUACAUCCAAACACUUGGUACGAAAUCAGCGUCGCUGCUUCAAAUAAGUUGGGGUAUGGAAUUCAAGAUAGCCAACGAAUUCAAACAGAUCUGUCGCCCCCUGAAUGUGUUCGCCUAUAUGCUCUAACGUGGAAAUCAGCUACAGUAACAUUCGCACAAGCUCCAAACAACUCGAAACAUUCAUCACGCUAUAUCAAGCAGAAAAUGAUAUAGUUGUAGACAACGUAGUAACAGAUGCAGUUUCAUACAUAUUUGAAGAGUUGAAUGGUGACACUGAAUAUUAUGCUUCAGUUCAAUAACAGAAAGAGAUCGCGAAAGUAGGCGUGUGCAAUCAAACCUCAAUGAAAACUGUACCAAAUCCAGUAGUAAUAAACGAUGUGAACUUGUGUGAUAACAAUCCAUCAACUGAUAUUAAAACUUGAAUGGCAAGUCGAGAAGUUAUCUUCACGUUAC
Styela clava is the source of this 2215-nucleotide messenger RNA. Lineage: Eukaryota; Metazoa; Chordata; Ascidiacea; Stolidobranchia; Styelidae. The record is from RefSeq and is a predicted model, not a curated record.